AGCCUAUUUAUACCAACAGAGCUUCAGUUCUUGAAAAGCGAAUACGAUUCCGUCUCUCAUUUCAUUUCAAUUUCAUUUGUAAUUAGGGUUUUGGGAGAUGGCGAUGGUGAAAUGAGAGAAGGGAUGAAGACGACGAUGUCUGGAGAGAAGGUUGCAGUCGAGCUGUGCAAGGGCAUCAAUGGCCUCGACAAGAUCGUCUUGAGAGAGGCCCGUGGUUCCUCUGCCGAGGUGUGUUUGUAUGGGGGUCAAGUGACUUCUUGGAAGAACGACCAUGGGGAAGAACUGCUUUUCAUGAGUAGUAAGGCUAUUUUCAAGCCUCCAAAAGCCAUACGUGGAGGGAUUCCAAUAUGCUUUCCUCAAUUCUCUAGUCAUGGAUCUCUUGAACAACAUGGGUUUGCAAGGAACAGGAUUUGGAGCAUUGACACCGAUCCACCACCUUUCCCGACAAAUAGCUCCAAUAAGGCUUUUGUUGAUUUAAUUCUCAAGCCAUCUGAAGAAGAUAUGAAAAUCUGGCCCCACUGUUAUGAGUUUCGUCUACGGGUAAGUCUGAGUCCCAGUGGAGAUCUGAUGUUGAUAUCCCGCAUACGAAAUACCAACACAGAUGGAAAGCCGUUUUCUUUCACCUUCGCAUAUCAUACUUAUUUCUCUGUUUCUGAUAUCAGUGAAGUGCGGGUAGAAGGACUGGAGACUCUUGAUUAUCUAGAUAAUCUAGAGGACAAGAAGCGAUUCACUGAGCAAGGAGAUGCAAUAACAUUUGAAUCAGAAGUUGACAAGAUAUAUGUCAGCACACCAACCAAAAUUGCGAUUCUGGAUCAUGAGAAGAAGCGCACAUUUGUUUUGAGGAAAGAUGGACUUCCGGAUGCUGUCGUAUGGAAUCCUUGGGACAGGAAGGCGAAGGCCAUACCUGAUUUGGGUGAUGAUGAUUACAAGCAUAUGUUGUGUGUGGAGGCUGCAGCUGUUGAGAAGCCUAUCACUUUGAAACCUGGUGAGGAAUGGAAAGGAAGACAAGAACUGUGUGCUGUUCCUUCCAGUUACUGUAGUGGGCAAUUGGAUCCUCAAAGGGUUCUCCAUGGCUGAAAGACCCGUCAAUUGGUGCAUCCAGUACAGGCACGCUUGUUGUGCAUCAUCGGAUCAUAUGCUCUCAUCAGUGAACUCUACCCGUUCUUUCUCCCUCAUGGGCCAAGCGAAUCCAAAGCAGAAUUCUGUCAAAUAAACCAUGCUUUCCUUGAGCAUUAUUUGGCAAAAGGAGAGAGUCUGAACCUGUUUUUGUAUAUCUACAAGAAAUGAGAAAUACGGUUUUUAAGGGUUGGACCUGUGUGAAUGUGUUUGUGAUUAGGUCUCUUUGUUGAAAGAUGUGUUAGGGUGGGUCGUUUUAUAUGCCUGCUUCUGUAGUCAUCUGAUGGUCAGAAUUCUGAAAUUCCAAUCAAAAUGCUUUGGUUUCUUGAA
Molecule: messenger RNA, 1446 nt
Organism: Magnolia sinica
Lineage: Eukaryota; Viridiplantae; Streptophyta; Magnoliopsida; Magnoliales; Magnoliaceae
Product: putative glucose-6-phosphate 1-epimerase
Exons: 9
Coding region: 112-1077 (321 amino acids)
Biological process (GO): carbohydrate metabolic process
Molecular function (GO): carbohydrate binding; isomerase activity
Source: RefSeq, a predicted model, not a curated record